This is a messenger RNA of Symbiodinium sp. CCMP2592, 393 nucleotides long. NCBI's taxonomy places the organism in Eukaryota, Dinophyceae, Suessiales, Symbiodiniaceae. The record is from the annotation of a GenBank genome assembly.
AUGGUCAAGUGUGAGCAAGCAUUCAUCAAGAAGGAGCUGCAGAUGGUUUCGACGAUCAAGCAGAGGCCGCGGCGUCAGCAACAGAUCAUAAAGAAGGAGAUCAUUGAGUCGGAGCCUGAGGAGGACUCUGAUGCCGACUCCAAAGUCAUGUCAAAGAUCAAGCGCAAGGAAAAGCAACGGGACUACGAGAAGAACAGACAAAGUCGCAUAAAGACGGCAACCAUCAGGUGCUUAGAGCUCGACAGCCAGCUGAAGGAGAUGACUUUGGACAGGGACUUCGCUCUCCAUCAAAUCAACAUCCUUCGCCAAAACCUGAAAGCCGCUGAGUCUAAAAUAACGGCCUUGCAGCUGAUGCUGCCUCUGGUGGAGUUCGAAGGUGAGCUGCGGGAGUGA